UAGAUAGAAAGAGUGAGAAUAUCUAAAACAUUAAAAGAAAAUGUACUAGUACUACCUUUUAUGAAUAGUCGGCGAGGGGUUUUCUGUGGACUCCUCUGCUGUUUUCUCAGAGGCCUGCCUGUGUCUCUACGGACCCUUUCAACCCUAAUCUCCGCCCUAUAACCCAUUUUCCGGCGAGGUUUCCACCCGGAAAACGGCGAAGAACCUCGAAAUGCAGAAUCAUAGGUUGAAGCAGCAGCAGCAGCAUCAGCAUCAGCAACAACAACAAGCUAUGAUGCAACAAGCUCUUCUUCAACAACAGUCUCUCUACCACCCUGGUCUCCUAGCUCCACCUCAGAUUGAACCAAUCCCAAGUGGAAAUCUGCCUCCUGGUUUUGAUCCAAGUACUUGCCGCAGUGUGUAUGUGGGCAACGUUCAUACCCAGGUAACCGAGCCACUUCUGCAAGAAGUUUUUGCAGGUACUGGCCCAGUUGAAGGGUGUAAACUUUUUAGGAAAGAAAAGUCAUCCUAUGGAUUCAUUCAUUACUUUGAUCGCAGAUCUGCUGCUCUGGCCAUAUUAACUCUCAACGGAAGGCAUCUUUUUGGGCAACCUAUCAAAGUUAACUGGGCAUAUGCUAGUGGUCAGAGAGAGGAUACAUCAGGCCAUUACAACAUAUUUGUUGGUGACCUCAGUCCUGAGGUUACUGAUGCUACACUUUUUGCAUGCUUUUCUGUCUACCAAAGUUGUUCAGAUGCAAGGGUUAUGUGGGAUCAGAAGACUGGGCGCUCAAGGGGAUUUGGAUUUGUUUCAUUCCGUAGUCAGCAGGAUGCUCAAAGUGCUAUAAAUGAUUUGACCGGUAAGUGGCUUGGAAGUAGACAAAUCCGCUGCAAUUGGGCAACAAAAGGUGCUGGUGGCAUUGAAGAGAAGCAAACCCCAGAAAACAAAAGUGUGGUGGAACUAACAAAUGGCUCAUCUGAGGAUGGUAAAGAGACACCUAACAGCGAUGCUCCUGAGAACAAUCCUCAAUAUACAACUGUUUAUGUGGGUAACCUUGGUUCUGAGGCAACACAGCUUGAUCUCCAUCGUCAUUUCUAUACCCUUGGGGCUGGUGUCAUAGAAGAGGUUCGUGUCCAGCGUGAUAAAGGAUUUGGGUUUGUGAGAUUUAGUACUCAUGCUGAAGCAGCUCUGGCAAUUCAGAUGGGAAACACCCAGUCUUAUCUCUGCGGAAAACUAAUUAAGUGCUCCUGGGGGAGCAAGCCCACUCCACCCGGAACUGCUUCAAAUCCUCUUCCUCCACCUGCCGCUGCGCCUUUGCCAGGUCUGUCCGCAACUGAUAUUUUGGGCUACGAGAGGCAGAUAGCAAUGAGCAAGAUGGGCGGUGUUCAUGCUGCAUUGAUGCAUCCCCAAGCGCAACAUCCUCUUAAGCAGGCUGCAAUCGGAGCAAGCCAGGCGAUAUAUGACGGCGGGUUCCAAAAUGUUGCUGCUGCACAGCAAAUGAUGUACUAUCAGUAAAAUAUAAUAAGCUAUCUAUAUAUAUCCUGCACACAUUGGUUGGUGUUAAAACUCCAGGGAGCUAUUUUCUUUUUUCUUUUUAAUUAAUGGUGGUGAUGUAGUUACACCUACCAAAUUAGAGCAAACAUUUGUAUGUGUUUGUAUCAUGUUGCGGUUUUCUAGUUAGUUGUGAUGAUGAGUUUUAUGAUGAUUUUAAGAUAAGUUUUCUUCUCACUGAUAUGGGUGUUACUUUUAUGAUGCAAUGAUUAUUGUCAUUACCACUAA
This is a messenger RNA of Lathyrus oleraceus (garden pea), 1756 nucleotides long. RefSeq names its product oligouridylate-binding protein 1B. Lineage: Eukaryota; Viridiplantae; Streptophyta; Magnoliopsida; Fabales; Fabaceae. The transcript is spliced from 12 exons. The record is from RefSeq and is a predicted model, not a curated record. Gene Ontology annotation, molecular function: mRNA binding. Bases 212 to 1492 code for a protein of 426 amino acids. Gene Ontology annotation, cellular component: cytosol.